AUGGCGCCACUUGGGCCCCCCAACAGUCAGAUGAUCAGAUACGCCAAGCUGGACUCUUGGGCUCUGCUUGUUGUGGAGCUGGAGGGCAUGCCGCAGAACUGGCGCCCGGCCUUUGACAGCCUGUGGGAAGCUUCCGCAGGAGCCGCCAGCCAAGCGCCGCCAAAUCUUGUCUUACUUGACAGAACCACACAACAGCAGCUGGGCUUCGCAUCCGGAGGCUGCAGUGACAGCAAGGCCAGGAGCAAGAACAUUGGCAGCCUGUUUGCCAUCAUGUGCGGGGCGGAUGUGAUCAUUGAGGCAGAAGAGGGUGUGGAGCAUGUGGAAGCUGCAGGGCAGCUGCCGUUGCAGGCGGCAGCUUCCGGGCCCUUCCUCCAAGCGUUCGGAGACCCCUCCUCGCGGCUCAUCAACCCCUACGCGCUCUUCGGCCACCCCGAGAUCUGGCCGGCGGUGUUCCCUCCCGCCGCCGUCAGCAACGCCACUUUCGAAUUUCGAAAGGUCCAGCAGCCGCCAGAUCAGGACGGCUCCUACCGGCCGCUGAUCCAGUCAGCGCUGGUGAAUGACUACCCGGCGACUGAUGCAGUGCUCGGGCUGACUCUGCUGGCACACAAGGGGCCACAACGCUUCUACAGCAAGCCGGCAGCAAUUGGAGUUCAGCCGGGGUAUUUCGCGCCGUUGGGCCUCGGCAGCACUGUCUACGGCAGCGAUGCCUUCUGGGGAUUAGUCAUGCAGGGCGCGUCAAAUCAGGCGCUGGCACCAGCCUGGCGGUCUCUCUGGGUGCAGAAGCUGCUGUGGGGUGUUGGGGGCCAGCUGCUUAUUUUGGCGCCCUCUGCCAGGCAGAACAGGACUGUCAGAUUAUUGCAGCUGGAAGCUCAGGGGCAGGAAAUGGAAGGGUAUUCAAAGACGGGGACUUUGGUGGAUUUCCUACACCAUUGGGAGGGCAAUGAAAAUAUAUUGGACUUGAAGAUGUUGCAGCUGGCGAGGGAUUUGAGAAGUGCAGGAUUUUGGUCCCAAGCUGAGGUGGACAGCAUGGGAGCAUGGGUGGCAGACUUGAGGGCAGUGGGCUAUGUGUUCCCAGAUGUGCUUGUCCCAAAACAGCAAGCAGUCAGUCCUGCAGAGGGCGCUAGGACAAAAAAGCUGGCUGCAUUCUGCUUCACUGGGCAGGCAGACAGAGCCCCAGAAGCCAUACCAGCCACUCUCAGCCAAAUGCAGAAGCUGCUCACUGCUGAGAGCACCUCUCAGGAGGCAAUGCAGCUAGCAGAGACCCUCGAGCAUUCAAGGACUGAGGAUGGCAGUAUCCUGUUUGCGCAUGACACAUUUGCUUAUGUGUCCACCCAUGAGAGCUGCGGUGACCACAUCAGGUGGAUUGCGCAGCAGCCGUUCACCUUCAGCAUAUUAUACAAUGACCCCUUGCUAGAAGUGCCAUACCCCCUGGACCCCGCUAGGCAGCCUCCACCAGGCUUCCAAGAGUGGCUGGGAUUUGCCAAGGAGAAAGGCUGUGUGUUGGAGAAGUAUGACAGGAUUGAGGAGGAUCUGAGGCCUUUCAGAAAGACUGGGAUCACAGCAGCAAUGGUCAGGGAGGCAGCCCAAUUAGAGCAUGUGGCCCUGUUUCAGAUCAGGGGCGGCCAGGUGAUCAGUGGGUUGGCGGGUGCACUGCCGGACAUGGACUUUGUCGUGAACUGCAUUGACGAGCCGCGAGUGCUGCUGGGAGAGGGAACUGCGGCCGAGCGCAUGCACACCAGCUGCAGAGGCGCAUCCCAGGACACUGUGCAGCUGUGGCACCAGCACGGAUACUUUGUGGGGGGAUGGCAGCCGCUGGUGGGCUCUCUGCUGCCAGUGCUGUCACAGUCCAAGAUCAACGGCUGCUUCCAGGACAUUACCAUUCCCACAUGGAUGAACGACGGCACGAACCGAGUAGAGCCAGAUGAGAUUCUGGGCUGGCGCAAGCGCUGCCCUAAAUUAUAUUUCCGGGGGACCAGCACAGGUGGGCGCGUCGACAAUACGACGGCGUUCCAUGUCAUGCACCGGCAGCGGUUAGUAGAGUACGGGCUCAACCGGACCGAGGUCAUGGACGUCGGAUUUGUGGGGUACGUGCAGUGCAGUGAGGAGGCAUGCCGAGCGAUGGAGGCGCAGUACGGGCUCAAAGAGCGGGUGCCCGAGGAUGAAAUGUGGCGCUACAAAUUCCUCAUGAUACUUGACGGCAACACAUUCAGCAGCCGCCUCAUGCGAACUCUCACAUCUGGAUCCCUAGUCUUCAGGGCCGGGCUUUUUAGUGAGUGGUUUGACGAGCGCAUACAGCCGGGGGUGCACUACAUACCAGUCGGAUUGGACUUUCAGGACCUGCAGGGAAAGUUGGACUGGGCGUUGAGCCAUGAUAAGGAGGCGCAUGCAAUUGCAGAGCAGGCUGCGCUGCAGGCGAAGCUGUUCAUUCGGCCGGAGGAUAUUCAGUGCUACUGGUACCGCCUGCUGCUGGAAUAUGCCGGCCUGCUGCAGCAAGGUUCUGCAUCAAAUAAAUGA
Messenger RNA from Coccomyxa subellipsoidea C-169, 2514 nucleotides. RefSeq lists its product as hypothetical. The record is from RefSeq and is a predicted model, not a curated record. NCBI's taxonomy places the organism in Eukaryota, Viridiplantae, Chlorophyta, Trebouxiophyceae, Coccomyxaceae. The coding region runs from base 1 to 2514 and encodes 837 amino acids. The transcript is spliced from 6 exons.